Messenger RNA from Peronospora matthiolae, 594 nucleotides. NCBI's taxonomy places the organism in Eukaryota, Oomycota, Peronosporomycetes, Peronosporales, Peronosporaceae. The record is from the annotation of a GenBank genome assembly.
AUGGAUCGAUCGAGAAGUACAAAGCGCGCCUUGUUGCCAAGGGAUCGCAAUCACCAAGUGUUUCGACUGGCCACUGGACCAACUCGAUGUGGUGACAGCCUUUCUCUACGGAGUGAUGAAGUAGAAGGUGUACUGCGUGCUGGUGAAGGAACGGUCUCAAGCAAGCUUCGCGUGUGUAAAAAAGACUUCGACGAGUUCGUAUGCUUCAUCGGUUUCGAAGUGUCGGCAUUCGACCCAUGUCGAUGCAUCAAGGUGGUCGAUGGUCACUGUGUGCUCGUGCUGGUUCAGGUGGAUGACGUGUUGUUGAACGGCAUAUCGCUCGAGUUGAUUGCGCACACGAAGGUCGAUCUCAAGACGCGCUUCGAGAUGACCGACCGUGGCAAGUAUACUUCUGUACUGGACAUCGAACUGGUGGAUGGAUUGGAUGGUAGCGUGACGAUGUGCCAGCGGCGGUAUUUCAACGACAUCCUUAAGCGUUUCGGCAUGUAUGAGUGUAAGGCCACAGCAAGUCCGGUCGAUUCAGGCACUCGGCGUGUCGCAAGCAGUGAAGCGGUCAAGAUCGAUGUUCCGUUUCGUGAAGCUGUGGGAGCUUGA